Molecule: messenger RNA, 1656 nt
Organism: Pedinophyceae sp. YPF-701
Lineage: Eukaryota; Viridiplantae; Chlorophyta; Pedinophyceae
Source: the annotation of a GenBank genome assembly
AUGGACUCCCAGUCUGUGGCGUCGACCGCGGUCACCGAGGAUGGAGACGUCCUCCGGCGGUUCCAGGCAGCCCCGCAGGCGCGGGAAGGCCCGCAGUGGCCGGUCAUCGAGGCGCUCUACGCCUCCUCCUCGUCCCACGCGGUGUCCCGUGGCGCCUUCUCGCUGUACGAGGAGCGCACGCACCACCUGGCGGAAGCCAACUUCGCCGAGCUGUCCCAGGCGGCCCUCCAGGACGGCCGCGCCCUGAGUUUGCUGCGGGUGCUGCAAGUCGCAGUGGUCCUGCAGCAGGCGCAGCAGGAGGCGCUCGCGCGCAAGAAGCGCACCGUCAACCAGGUCGUCACGCACGGGCGAGCCAUCAUGGACGGCCUGUCGUCGUACCGCUCCUCCCUCGAGGGCGAGCUCGCCCAGCGCCGCCUCGGUCCCACAGCGGGCCCCGGCGCCCUCGACAACGCCGUAGCGCACCGGCGGUCCGUCGCGUCGCAGGUCAAGUCCCUGAACGAGCAGUACGGGCGCCUGGACCGGACGUACACCAGCACGUCCUCCGGCCCGGACACCGCGAGCGUGCAGUCGAUGCUCCGCGCGUGCAGCGUCCCCGUGUCCUGGGCCGACGUCGCGCAAAUCAACAUGGCCGCGUUGGAGCAAGGCGACCGACGCGCCAUCCGCCACGCCAGGGGGCUGCUGCUGCCAUGCCGCUUCACGGCCAACGACGUGCAGGGGGCGGGCGCGGGCCCCGUGACGCGCGCGGCGCGCGCGCUGCAGAUAUGUCUCCAGUACGAGUCCCUGAAGGCCAGCAUCUUGGCGCGCCGCGUCGAGUCGCUCCGGCGCACCAAGGACGACCAGUACGACAAGAUCACCGACCUGUGGUCCGGCUGCCUGCGCACGGAGGCCGAGAACCGCUCGCUGCGCGGCCGGGACGACAGCGCCGCGAAGCAGCAGCAGCAGCAGCAGCAGCAGCAGCAGCAGCAGCAGCAGCAGCCGCCGCAGCCAGCGCAGCCGAUGCCUGCGCAGCCGCAGCCGCAGCCCGCGCCGGCGCCGGCGCCUGCCCCGCAGUACGCGUACGCGGCGGGCCCGACGAUCAACCUGCGGAUGGAGCGGCUCGGCGGCGACCCGGACCCGCCGGCGCCGGCCCCGGCGCCGGACGGGCGCAACGACGCGCAGCAGCGGGAGCUCCUGGGGCGCGCGCGGGAGCUGAUCGGGGAGAUCCGCGCGGAGGAGGGGCAGGCGGCGGGGCUCGCGGAGCGCAUGGCGGACCUGGAGGCGCUGCUGCGAGGCGUGCGGCCGCGGCCGGUGGUGGAGGUGGACGAGGAGCGCAUCCGGCAGGAGGAGCGGCGGGCGGCGAUGGCGAUGCUGGACGUGGCGGUGGCGCGCGCGCGGGAGGAGGCGUUCCAGGAGGUGAUGUCGCUGCUGAACGAGCGCGUCGGGCGGAAGCUGAUGAAGCGCCUGCGGUCGCGGCAGGGGAACGGGUUCCAGGCGGCGCUGGCGGUCGCGGGGCGCGCGCCGUCGAUGGAGGCGCACAUCAACCCACUGUACAGGGACACGCCUGGGUCCUCCGUGGCGGGCGCGGCGACGGAGCGGGGCUCGGAGGCGACGCGGCCGACGGCGGCGAGGUCGCUGGACUUCCAGGCGGAGCCCGAGGGCCACGUCGCGCCUGCGUAG